This is a messenger RNA of Amoebophrya sp. A25, 1807 nucleotides long. Lineage: Eukaryota; Dinophyceae; Syndiniales; Amoebophryaceae. The record is from the annotation of a GenBank genome assembly.
GUCUAUUGUGUCCUUUGGCAGGCAAUUUCACAAGCAAUGCGACAGCAGCAUCUUCUUCAACCGCAGAGAGCGGAGGUGCUGGUGGCGCAGGCACUUCCGUUAAGGCUUCUUGUGAAGAUGGACGGUCAGUGUAUGUGUAGACAGAAAGACGAGUAAUUCUUUCGUGAAUCAUCAAUCUUUUUCAAUUCAUGUCGCUAGGGCUGCGCCGCUUAGGACAAAGUAUUGCAGUAAGAUAAUUUGAAACAUGAAGAUGGACUGGUCAUGCUCUAACAGCUAUAGUGCGACUGCUGGCUCGGAUCAAGGUAGUACUAGUGGUAGUGGGGGAGCCUCCUCUUCCACGUAUGAAGGAAGUGCCGCAGCAGGCUCUUCUGGUGGGGUCGUGUUUCCAUCAACGCCGACAACGACAACAACAAUUAAGGCUACCUGUAUAGUGCAUCUUCACACGCAUCCUUAAAUAGUGUGUAUAGUGUAAUCCUAUUAAUGCAUGACCUGAGAGGCGUCCGCAUCCUGGAGAGGCUUUUCAAUGAAAAAGAAUGCGCUUUCAAAAGCAAAAGGGCUUGUCCAGGAUGUGACUGUCUAGUAGUGGAGGUCUGUUCAACUACGCAGAGGCUGAAUUGUUGGAACCUAAGUAAGUAAAAGUACUUCAUACAGGAUAUGGAUAGGCUCUACCCAUCUCCCACUCUCUAAGAAGUCGAGUUAUGGUGUGGAGUGUCUACGAUCUGGCAGCAGCAGUAGUUCUCUAUCCUCGGCAAGUGGAGGCCACAGCUCGGCCCCAGUGCAGUGAUUGAGCAGUACGAGGGAGGGAUAUGCCGCGAAUGGGAGACGUCGUUGCCCCAGCGGGUUAGCCCGGGUGACACCCAAGUUGCUCUCGUGUCCAUUCACGUUGAUACAGUUAAGACAAGACAAUGGGGAGGCUGUUGCACAAGUAAAAGCAGGUAGAGAGUCGAAUACUCGUCAGAAAGAUAGUUCAAAGUCAAAUUGUUUCCUUGAAGACGUGCUAGAGUGGUGGAAAGCGUUAUUUUUUUUGGCGCACGUCUUUUUCUAUAUAUCUUCUAGACGAAAUCUAAGUAGAUAAAUAGACUUGCGGAUAAAUUCUGAUAGUUAGACCGCGAUGAAUAGGUGGGUCUAAUAUACUGCAGACGAUUUCGCUGCGAUUCAAAUUGCCCAUGGUGAGACAGGCAGGCUCCUUGCGGUCUGACAUUAAAGAUUUAUGAUUGGGAAAUACGACUCUGCUCUUGAAUCCGUAUUGAAUCUUCAUCAGCGGAAUAUCUACACAAAGAAUCCUCUUGAACAAUCUUUGAUACUGAGUCUUCAUCAGCAGAAUAUCUUGAGAGAAAAUUCAUCAAAUAGGCUCCGGAAGUCGGAACUUUUUGCUUCUAAUCAUAGCACAAGACGAAGGAAUUCUGAUGGCUCCGCCUUUGCGACGUCUACCUGUCGAGGAGCCGAGGGCAUCUUCAGAGCACACCACUGAAGCAGCUUCAACUUCUUCUUCACAAACUUCUUCUUCUUCAAAAACUACAUCAAGUCCUUCUGGCAGGACAACAUCAUCGUCAAAGAGGACCAAGAGUAGAAGAAGGAAGCUGCCGAUUCCUGGUGCCGUCACGAAGCAGUCAGCAGGGACGAUAUUUGGUCUGCAUGAGAGGUAGAUGACGAGGUAGACGUCGGCGCUUUCCAGGUAGGUAGGAUAAUGAUAAAGCUUGACCCCACUGAGGUAGAGGCGGCUAUGGAGGUAGGAGGUGGGUCGGAGAAGAAAUGUUGAAAGUUGAGUUUAGAUAUUUUCAAAUUUGGGACAUCGCUUUUCAGGUUG